This is a messenger RNA of Dromaius novaehollandiae (emu), 3422 nucleotides long. It is a transcript of the gene SEMA3B, whose product is annotated as semaphorin 3B. Lineage: Eukaryota; Metazoa; Chordata; Aves; Casuariiformes; Dromaiidae. Bases 393 to 2690 code for a protein of 765 amino acids. The record is from RefSeq and is a predicted model, not a curated record. Gene Ontology annotation, cellular component: plasma membrane. Gene Ontology annotation, molecular function: semaphorin receptor binding; chemorepellent activity. Gene Ontology annotation, biological process: negative regulation of axon extension involved in axon guidance; neural crest cell migration; axon guidance. The transcript has 19 exons.
GCGGAGCAUGCCGUGGUGCACGGCAGUACCAGGCAGGGCCACGGGUACGCAGCGCUGUGCGUACCGGGUGCGUGUGUGUGUCCAGGGCGUGUUCGCACACGAGCCCGCGCUCCCGGGGCCGCCCCGCCCCGCUGGGGCCGUGUGGACGCGGGGGGCGGAGCGGGGCCGAGCCGAGCCGAGCCGAGCCGAGCCGAGCCCCGACGCUAGCCUCUCCAGCGCGCAGUGAGCGGCGGCAGUGGUCUGCCUGCGUGUCUCCCUCCCCACGGCAGCGCUCGGCCCGUAGCACCACCGGCGGCAGGGCGAGAGCACGCGUCUCCCUCCCCAGUUGCAGCACGGCCGGCCACGCCGUCGGGGGGCUGCGAGCGCGGCGCUCGCCGAGCCAGGCACCGGCCAUGAUCCGCGCGCUGCUCCUGCUGCUGUGCAGUCCUGCUGUGGGCACUGGGCGCCCGCCACCCCCUGCCACCCCCCGCCUCAAACUGACCUUCCCAGAGCUGCAGGCCCGCCACGGGCUGCGCAUCUAUGAGCUGGAGCGCUCGUGCUGCUAUGACGUGCUGCUGCUGGACGAGGAGCGCGGUCGCCUCUUUGUGGGGGCCAAGAACCACCUGGUGUCACUGAGCCUCGACAACAUCAGCCAGCAGGACAGGAAGAUCUACUGGCCAGCGCCUGUGGAGUGGAGGGAAGAGUGUAACUGGGCCGGCAAGGACAUCAAUACCGAGUGCAUGAACUUCGUGAAGAUCCUGCACUCCUUCAACCGGACCCAUCUGUAUGCCUGUGGCACGGGUGCCUUCCACCCCACCUGUGCUUUUGUGGAGGUCGGCCAGCACACAGAGGACUCUGUCUUCAAACUGGACCUGCGGCGUGCUGAGGAUGGCAAGGGGAAGAGUCCGUAUGACCCUCGGCAUGCAGCUGCCUCCGUUCUAGUGGGUGAGGAGCUCUACUCCGGGGUGGCCACCGAUCUGAUGGGUCGUGACUUUACCAUCUUCCGCAGCCUGGGCUCGCGCCCAUCCAUCCGCACCGAGCAGCACGACUCCCGCUGGCUCAACGAGCCCAAGUUCGUAGAUGUUUUUUGGGUGCCUGAGAGCGAGAACCCUGAUGAUGACAAGAUCUACUUCUUCUUCCGCGAGACGGCAGUGGAAAGGCAGCAGGGGCUGGGCAAGACCAGCUUUGCCCGCAUUGGCCAGAUCUGCAGGAAUGACGUGGGUGGGCAGCGGAGCCUGGUGAACAAGUGGACGACGUUCCUGAAGGCCCGACUGGUGUGCUCUGUGCCAGGCACUGAUGGUGCAGACACCCACUUCGACGAGCUCCGUGACGUCUUCCUGCUGCAAACAAGGGACAAGCGCAACCCCCUGGUCUAUGCCAUCUUCUCUACCUCCAGCUCCGUUUUCCAGGGCUCAGCCGUCUGUGUCUAUACCAUGGCUGACAUCCGCCGGGCUUUCCUGGGGCCCUUUGCGCACAAAGAGGGCCCCAACUACCAGUGGGUGUCGUACCAGGCUCGUGUGCCGUACCCCCGCCCGGGUAUGUGCCCUAGCAAAACAUUCGGCACCUUCAGCUCCACCAAGGACUUCCCGGAUGAGGUGAUCCAGUUCGCCCGGCACCAUCCACUCAUGUACAACCCGGUGCUACCUCACGGCCAGCGCCCCCUCUUCCUCCAGGCCAACACGCCCCACACUUUCACCCGCAUCGCUGUGGACCGGGUCACAGCUGCUGAUGGCCACUACGACGUCCUCUUCAUUGGCACAGAUGUGGGAACGGUGCUGAAGGUGGUCUCGGUGCCCAAGGAGAGCUGGCACAACAUGGAGGAAUUGCUGCUGGAGGAGCUUCAGAUCUUCCAGGACUCAUCCCCUAUCACCAGCCUGCAGAUCUCCUCAAAGCGGCAACAGCUCUACACUGGCUCAGCCACAGCUGUGGCCCAGCUGCCCCUGCACCGCUGCAGCAUCUAUGGCAAAGCCUGCGCAGAGUGCUGUCUGGCCCGGGACCCCUACUGCGCAUGGGACGGCAACUCCUGCACCCGCUACGUGCCCAACACCAAAAGGCGUUUCCGCCGGCAGGACGUCCGCAACGGUGACCCCAACAUGCUCUGCUCUGAAGAUCCCCAGCUGGGCAGCGUGCCCCAGAAGAAGCUGUAUGGGGUAGAGGGCAGUAGUGCCUUCCUGGAGUGUGUGCCCAAGUCCCUGCAAGCCCGAGUGCUCUGGACAUACCAGCGUGCCAGCGAUGCCCCCAAGCGAGAGGUGCAGCUGGACGAGCGGGUGGUGCGGACGGAGCGGGGCAUCCUGCUCCGCAGCGUGCAGCGCGCUGAUGCCGGCCUCUACCUCUGCCACGCCACCGAGCACGGCUUCACCCAGCCCUUGCUGCAGCUCUUGCUGGAGGUGAUCAGCGCCCAGCAGGCCCCAGGGCUGGCAUCCGCCGGUGCCACCGACCCUGCGGGGCCACCCGGCCGCAAGGUCUGGUACCAGGACUUCCUCCAGCUGGUGGACCACCCGCCCCUGGGGGCCAUGGACAAGGCGUGCGAGCGGCUCUGGAGCCGUGGGAGCCCCCUGGCCCGGAGGAGGCCCCUGCUGCCCCCUCCGCUGAGCGCCAAGGCCAGGCCCCCCAAGUGGAGGCAGGGCGAGGAGCCGCGCAAAGCCCGCAGCCGGCGCACGCAUGAGGCGCCGCGGGCCGAACGGGGCCCCCGCAACGCGUCGCCCUGGUGACACUGGGGCUGGCCCCGGGCGCCGGGCUCUGCCUAGGAGCGGGGCCCUGGGCCGGGCGUGCGGAGGCAGGGCCCCAGCGCUGGCACCAGCCAGGCCGCGGGCCACUCCGGAGCCGAACGGUGCCGGGGGUGAGGGGACCCGCGGGGGCUCCAGUUGCAGGGCGAGGAGAGCAGCCAGCCUGAAGAUCUCCGGUAGCUGCUCUGGGCUGCCUGUGUGGCCAGGCCGGGGGCCCCUGUGCCCCCGUGACCACCAGCUCCAAGCACCCACGGGCGACCGAGCCUGGGCACCACAGAACCACUGACGUAUUUAUUAACGACUGUUACUGAUGAAUGUAAACCCACCCGGGGGCGCGGGGGCGGGCACGGCCUGGCUGCACCCCGCGGGCAUGGUCAGAGGUGCCCGUGGCCAGAGCAGGAUGGGGCAGCAGGGUGCCACGGGGCUUCCAGGGUGCACGGGGUGGGGAGGGGCCCAGGAGAGGACAUGAGGGACCUGGGCACGCCUGGCUCAGCCUUCGCAGGCGCCUGUGCAAGGCAAAGAGGCACCCAAGGGAUUGGUGCCCCGCCGUGAGCAGGGACAAGGCGUUGCCCGGGGUGAUGGGCCCUGCGGGGCGGCUGGGCCAGGAGGAGAGGAGCCUGGGGGUGGGGGGGGCCCAGCACCCUGGGCAUGGCUGCGAGGGAGUACCACCGAGCCCCUGGGCUUGUACUAAUGGAACACAAUAAAGCAGAGGAUUCA